AGAAGAAGAUGAAGAAGCGGAACAGGAAAUGGAACCAGAGCAGCUGUGACGUAUGAGAGCAGAGUGAGAGGGAAAUCUGAAAACAUAGGUCCGCUCGUUUGAAACGUGAGAACAGAAGCCGUGGAAGUGCUCAACAAACUGAGGAAGGUGUAAAAAAUGCAGAAGACGUCCCGUUUGAAGCGUGAACUUCAGAUGCUGAGCAAUGAGCCACCUCCUGGAAUAACCUGCUGGCAGACGGAGGAGCGGAUGGACGACCUCCGGGCACAGAUAGUUGGUGGAACAGAAACUCCUUAUGAAGGUGGACUCUUCACUUUGGAGAUCAAGGUCCCGGAGAGGUACCCGUUUGAGCCUCCCAAAAUACGAUUCCUGACCCCCAUCUACCAUCCAAAUAUUGACAAUUCCGGACGUAUCUGCCACGAUGCUCUCAAACUCCCACCAAAGGGUGCCUGGAGGCCGUCCUUAAACAUCUCCACAGUCCUCUCCUCCAUUCAGCUGCUCAUGGCUGAGCCCAAUCCAGACGACCCGCUCAUGGCCGAUAUAUCAUCAGAGUUCAAAUACAACAAACAGCUGUUCAUGGAGACGGCCAGGAAGUGGACAAAGCAACAUGCCGUUCAGAAAAACACGGAAGUUCAGGAGAGAAACAAAGAAAAUACUCCCGAUCAGAACGCUUCAUCCCGCAAAAGACAUCCGCUCGGUGCACAACAGGAGGGAGCGGAGUCCGCAAAGAAAACCUGUGUGUAGUUUCGACCUCACAGGUCCAGAGCCAACAUGCAUAUUACUCCUGUACUACUUGUGAAUAACUAUUUAAAAUGUUUUAUUAAGUGCUGAUACCUACUUCUUAAUUCAGAAAUGUGUUUAUUUUUUAUGUUGGUGUGUGUUAUUAAAGUUUAUAUCAAACUAAUUGAAUUGAUGGAUUUUCUUAAAUAUGUUAGACACCAGACCAUGUCUCCUAUUGUGAUAGUGCUUCAUGCAUAAGCAGAGUGGUUCAGUAAGAAGUGUAUAUACAGUAUGAAGAUAAUAAUUUUAUUCAAACAUAUGCUGACCAAUUGUAUACAAAGUAUGUACAUCCUAAAUAGCAAGACCUUUCUUUACGAACUAAGCAUUUAUUUCUUAACAUAUAAAAUCAUAUAUUUGCUGUUUAUCGUAUAAAAAGAAAGACAAACAUCAUAAGGCUGUAUUGAGUCAAUAGCAUGCUAGUUCAGAGGUAGUUACAUUGUAUGUACAUAUUGCUAGCCUGCUCUAUUGUCUGUAGAAAGAUAGCUACAUCCCAUUCAGUCUGUAUGACUGCCUGCCUCCUGUUGGGCAGAGUUGCAUAUCUGAGAUAAAAUCCUGUAAACCAUGUAAAA
This is a messenger RNA of Pleuronectes platessa (European plaice), 1346 nucleotides long. It is a transcript of the gene ube2t, whose product is annotated as ubiquitin-conjugating enzyme E2T (putative). The record is from RefSeq and is a predicted model, not a curated record. The transcript has 7 exons. NCBI's taxonomy places the organism in Eukaryota, Metazoa, Chordata, Actinopteri, Pleuronectiformes, Pleuronectidae. The coding region runs from base 157 to 741 and encodes 194 amino acids.